Molecule: messenger RNA, 3535 nt
Organism: Boleophthalmus pectinirostris (great blue-spotted mudskipper)
Lineage: Eukaryota; Metazoa; Chordata; Actinopteri; Gobiiformes; Gobiidae
Gene: dpp6b
Product: dipeptidyl-peptidase 6b
Exons: 26
Coding region: 1-2526 (841 amino acids)
Biological process (GO): proteolysis
Molecular function (GO): dipeptidyl-peptidase activity; serine-type peptidase activity
Source: RefSeq, a predicted model, not a curated record
AUGGCUUCUUUGUACCAGAGAUUCAGCGGGAAGAUUAAUACCGCUAAUUCGUUCCCGCACCCACCUGAGGCCAGCCACCUCCUGGGAGGACAGGUUGUGGACGAGGACAACGCGGCCAGGACCCCACAGCCCCACGUCGACGGCAGACCGCACGUGCAAUACCGAAAGAAAUGCGUCAGAGAGGACGAGGAUGACCUAGUGGGGAGUGCGCCGCCCCAGAGGAACUGGAAGGGCAUUGCCAUCGCUCUGCUGGUCAUCCUCAUCAUCUGCUCGCUCAUCGUCACCUCCGUCAUCCUGCUGACACCCCGUGAAGAUGACAGCCUUGCCCUUAAGAAGAAAGUCACAGUGGAAGACGUGUUUGGGCCAGACCUGAGGAUCCAUGACCCAGAUGCUAAGUGGCUGAGCGAUCAUGAAGUGCUGUAUCGUACAAGAGACGGGGAUGUUGUCAAACUUCACGUCAACACCAAAGAGACAACCAUUGUGGUGCCCAGUCAGCUGUUUGACAGAUCCAGGGCCAUCAAAUACCAAGUGUCUCCAGAUAUGCGACAUGUACUUUUUGCAUUUGAUGUGAAGCCUAUCUACCAGUACUCCUUCCUAGCGAAGUACAUCAUCUACAGCCUUGACACGCAGGAAACUUGGCCCCUGAAUCCGUCUGAGGUGCAGGAUGCAGUCCUGCAGUAUGCUGCAUGGGGGCCACUGGACCAGCAGCUGAUCUUCAUAUUUGAAAAUAACAUCUACUACAGAGCCAGACUGGACAAGUCGCCCAUCCGCCUGGUCUCCACUGGCAAAGAGAGGGAGGUGUUCAAUGGACUGGCAGAUUGGCUCUAUGAAGAAGAGAUCCUGCAGACUCACGUAGCGCACUGGUGGUCUCCUGAUGGACUACGCCUAGCCUACAUGACCAUCAAUGACACACAGGUGCCCAAAAUGGAAGUCCCCUUUUUCACUGGGACACCAUACCCCAGCAGCUGGGAGUAUCAUUAUCCAAAGGCUGGGGAGGAGAACCCUGUGGUGCACCUGUCAGUUGUGAGUCUUAACGGGCCCCUCCACACAGUGCUGAUGAAGAGACCAGAUGACCCCCGAAUCGGGCGUGAGUACUACAUCACCUCAGUCAGGUGGGCCACCAGCACCAAACUGGCCGUUAACUGGUUAAACAGAGGCCAGAAUAACUCCAUAUUAACUCUGUGUGAGGCCACCACUGGAGUCUGCAUCAAGAAACAUGAGGAUGAGAGCGAGAGCUGGCUGCACAGACAGAAUGAAGCACCACUCUUUUCCCAAGACGGACACAGAUUCUUCUUCACCAGAGCCAUACCUCAGGGCGGGAGAGGGAAGUUUUUCCACAUCUCUAUGUCCACUUCAAUGCCCAACAGCAGCACAGACAUCCUUCAGUCACUGACCUCUGGAGACUGGGACGUCACCAAGAUCCUGGCCUACAAUCACCAGAGGAACCUCAUAUACUUUCUAAGCACAGAAGAUGACCCUAAAACUCGACACUUGUACAGUGCAGACACCAUCCCUCCAUUCAACCGCUGCUGCCUGUCCUGUGAGUUCAAAUGUGGCUACGUGGACGUUUCCUUUAGCCACGACAUGAGCUACUUCUUACUCAACUGUAAAGGUCCGGAUAUACCGAGUGUGGCUAUCUAUAAGACCAGUGACAAGCAAAAGAUAUUGGACAUAGAGACUAAUGAGAAGCUGAACGCAACAUACAACAACAUGCAGAUGCCCCGUGUGGAGUACAACACCAUCACGAUUGAUGACUACACACUGACCAUGCAGAUCCUGAAGCCAGCCGCGUUUGUGGAUACGGCCCAUUACCCCUUACUGCUGCUGGUGGAUGGCACCCCCGGAGGUCAGAUGGUCACAGAGCAGUUCCAGGUGGACUGGGCCACAGUUCUGGUCAGCAGCUUCAGCACCAUCGUGAUCCGUUUCGACGGGCAUGGCAGCGGCUUCCAGGGCACCAACCUCCUGCACAAGGUCCGCCGGAGACUGGGCAAACUGGAGGAGCGGGACCAACUUGAGGCACUCAGGUUCAUAUCAAAAGAGCCAUACAUUGACAAGAGCCGAAUGGGAGUUUAUGGAAAAGCUUACGGUGGAUACUUGGCCACUCUUCUUUUAAGCUCUGCAGAAUUCACCCAGCUCAAAUGUGGAACUGCAGUCUCCCCCAUUACAGACUUUGAACUCUAUGCUUCUGCAUUUUCAGAAAGAUAUCUUGGCUCAAAGACAGACGCUAGGGUCUACACGAUGGCCAAUUUAGCGCACAGAGCGGGUCAGCUUGUGGAGAAGCAGUACCUGAUUGUUCACCCCACUGCUGACGAAAAGGUUCACUUUCAGCACACUGCCAAGUUUAUCAACCAUUUAAUCAACGAGAACGCUAAUUAUACUCUACAGAUCUACCCUGAUGAGGGACACUUCUUGCACAGCGAGGGCACACAGCAGCACUUAAGCCAGUCGCUGGUGAACUUCUUUGGGGAGUGUUUUCGGGUCCCAGACGCCCCGACAGAGGAGCAGCAGGAGGAAGAGGAUAGCUAAAGCCCCAGGAGCUGCACGGCCCCCUCCACAGCACAAUAGGCAACAUGCACACAGUCUGCAGCUGACGGAGGGCAGAGAUGCAUGUGCAAAGUGACCUUGGCUUACAGCCUUUUCUCUCACCUUGUGCUGGCUGCAGGCACAUAUGGGGCAAAAAGACAAUGACUGAACUCCCUAUUAACUCCAAUACUAUUGGACUAGUGGAAAUAAUGUAAAGGAAAAGUACUCCCUCUCCUGGACAAACUGCAGAACAACAUGUCUCUACUGAGCCAUGUGACUUACUCCAACUUUGGCACAUUAAUCAAGCGCUUUGCAGCACAAUAUAUCCUUCUCAUUUUGUUGACAUUCACAUUUGUGAAAGGCUGUCAGUAUGUGAUAACCUUGCCAAUUUAUUGAUAUUGCUUUCAUGAUUACCCAGUUUCUCUGUUGUCUUACAGUAGUUCUGUGUUAUUGAGUGAAUGUUUGGCUGCACCAGGUCAUAAUUGUUUUCCAAAAACAAAGGCACAAAAAAUGGUCUGUACAAAAUAUUGUAUUUUCCUUUUGCAUACUCUGAAUCUGUCACUGUGCCUUACUCCUGUGGGUGUUGUCUCUAUUAGGAGCCCACUGACACUAAACAAUUAAACUCGAAUAGGCCUCGUCCUAAAGUGAAUCCUGUCAAUGACUAGAAACACACUUUUUUCUGACUCUUUGUUUAAACUUUGACAUAUAUUGAUACUCUCUUGAAAAAGUUCACAUGUAUCUGCUGGAAAGAUAAAGUAAUAUUUAGUUUGUGAAUAGCCUGAGAUGUUUGUUGCUCUUAAGUGUAACAAUGAGUUGACCACGUUAAACAGCUACACUGUGUGGAUUAAUUUGAACUGUGUUACCUGACUUGACUCCCCCCCCCAUUAGUGGUUUCUAGUCACUUUUUCCAUCAGUGGUUUCUAGUCAUGUAAUGUACAAAGUGUAUAAAUCUUAUAUUGUUUAAGUCUUUACGUUGUAUGUGCAACUUGUAUAUAAAGCAUUUUGAAAUGUA